CCUCACCAGCUCGCUGCAACCUCAGUUGUCCCUCGUCAAAAAAAAAUCUAGUGUUUGGUUGUAAGCGCAACGACGCCCCGCUCAAGAUAAUCAAAAAUCCCAACUCAACCCCGCUUCUACCGCUUGAACCCAAGACCCAAAAAACAUCACCCCAAAUCCUCUCCCGAGCACACCCCGCGCCCCGCGCGCCAGAACAAUCAUGGCGAGUAUAUCAACAACUCAGAUCCCCCACCACGUUACCGCCCUCCUCUCCCACCUCACCUCCCGCCCCGGCGUGCAAUCCACCUUCAUUCUCUCGCGCAAGGACGGGUCUAUUAUCCAGAGCACGGGGCUGUAUGCUUCAUCUUCGUCAGGUCGGCGGUCGAGUGGGAGGGGUUCGGGGGAUGGUUCGUCGGGGGAGAGCAGCA
Molecule: messenger RNA, 407 nt
Organism: Aspergillus saccharolyticus JOP 1030-1
Lineage: Eukaryota; Fungi; Ascomycota; Eurotiomycetes; Eurotiales; Aspergillaceae
Exons: 2
Source: RefSeq, a predicted model, not a curated record